This is a messenger RNA of Acanthosepion pharaonis, 966 nucleotides long. Lineage: Eukaryota; Metazoa; Mollusca; Cephalopoda; Sepiida; Sepiidae. The record is from the annotation of a GenBank genome assembly.
AUGCUCUCCGCUAUUAUCCCGUUCUUAAAUCACCCCACCAACAUGACACAAACUUUCCUCUUUCUCAUUUUUUACCUCUUCCCCCCCCUUUCAUUCGUCCAUUCAACAAGUCGUUUCCUCCUAUCUCCAAGAUAUUUCCUACCAUUUACCCAGUUCUCUCCCUUUCUCUCUCUCGCUCUUUACCUUUGUUCUGAUAUUUUUUUCUUCUUUUCUUGCUUUCUUUUCUUUCUUUCUUUCUUUUCUUUCUUUCUUUCUUUCUUUCUUUCUUAUUUAUUUCCUUUCUUUCUUUUUUUCUUUUUUUUUCUAAAUUUAUUCCCUUUCUUUCUUUCUUUCUUUUCUUUCUUUCUUUUCUUUCUUAAAUUAUUUUCUAUUUUCUUUUCUUUCUUUCUUUCUUUCUUUCUUUCUUUCUUUCUUUCUUCUUUCUUUUUUUUUUUCUUUUUCUUUCUUUCUUUCUUUCUUUCUUUGAGGAAUUUUUUUUCUUUCUUUCUUUCUAUUUAUUUUUUUUUUCUUUUUUUCUUUCUUUCCUUUCUUUCUUUCUUUCUUUUUUCUUUCUUUCUUUCUUUUUAUUUCUUUCUUUCUUUCUUUCUUUCUUUCUUUCUUUCUAUUUAUUUUUCUUUCUUUCUUUCUUUCUUUUCUUUCUUUUUUUUUUCUUUCUUUCUUUAUUUUCUUUCUUUCUUUCUUUCUUUCUUUCUUUUUUUCUUUCUUUUUCUUUUUCUUUCUUUCUUUCUUUCUUUCUUUUCUUUUUUCUUUUUCUUUCUUUCUUUCUUUUCAUUUUUUUCUUUUUCAUCAAUUUUCUUCUCUUAUGAACUGCUUCCUUUAUUUGCUCAUUCAGUCUUCAUGACUCUUCUUUUGUUCUCCUCUCCUACAGUUUUUUUUCAUUUUACUUUCUUGUUAAGCCAUUCCUUCUACUUUGCAGCACACCCACAGUUAUCUCUCUUAUUCAUUAAAUCUCAGACUUUGUCAUGA